Molecule: messenger RNA, 2468 nt
Organism: Hyposmocoma kahamanoa
Lineage: Eukaryota; Metazoa; Arthropoda; Insecta; Lepidoptera; Cosmopterigidae
Exons: 5
Coding region: 208-960 (250 amino acids)
Source: RefSeq, a predicted model, not a curated record
ACUUUCAUAUGAGGUGUCUACGUAUUCAAAUACGAACUUUAUAAUUUGUUCUAUAAUAUAUAAUGAAAUUUGUUUACAUAUUAACUUGUAUUGAAUUUUGGCAAGUUUUAAAGAUAUAUAAUAAAUAAUUAUAUAUGCAUUAGUUUUGUGCGAAGUGCUAAAGGUAACAUUUAAAAGACAAAAUAAAAGUGUUAUUAUUUUCUCACGAUGUGGAACAAGUACUUAUUUGGUGAAUUCGUCAUUCUACUUCUUGUCUGCUGCACUGAUGCUCUAAAAGGGCAUUGCAACAAAGAAGAGGACUUAUUACAACGAUGCUCGAUGGCGCUGCCCGUUUUAAGCUCACCGGAAAUAUCCUUCGCAUUGACCAGGGAAGAACUUGAUAAGAGUUGCAUUGGAUUGCGCGCUGGUAUUAAAUGCAUAGACAAUUACACUGAAGUAUGUAUGGAGAAACAUGAACAAAUUGUCUUUAGGAAAAUAUAUUCUGGUAUUACGGAAGUCGUCAAUGAGUUGUGUACUAGAGGAGCUUAUCAAAAUGAAUACUUGAAGCACGCUGAUUGUGUAAAGAAUGUGAGGUCGGAAUACGAAGUUUGCAGCAGAAAUUACGAAGUGACGUUAACUUCGUUGAGCAAUCAUCAAGCUAGCGACCAGUAUCAUACGGAUCAGCGCGAUAUCAACCAUGAAGACACCAUGAGAACAGUCUGUUGUUCAUUCCAAGAGUACCUACUAUGUUCCGAGCGGACGGUACAGCGGUCAUGCGGCAACGAAGCGGCUCACUUCACUAACACCUUUCUGAAGCGGAUGGCUUCUAAUAUUAUAAAGAACUACUGCCUAGAAUAUCGGGGCUCCGAAUGUGGUUUGCCAGACGACGCUUCCCUCCCAACACAGAGCGUAUUUUUGUUAGGUGUGGUCAUCUUUACGCAACUAAUUCUGUAUUUAAGUGGCAAUUUGGUGCCAGCGUAAACUAGUUUUUGAAAUUGUUGGAUAGAAAAACAGCGAAUUUAAAAUAGACACUGUGGCUUAGUGUACAAGUUUGCUGCAAGAGUGCAAUUCUCCGUGAACUAUAAAUAAUGAUUGAGCCAGUUCCUUUGGUGAAAUUGAAACUAAAUAGUUAAGUAUCUAAAUAUUGGUGGCCAUUCCGAUACGUAUACUUUCAUGAUUAAUUUAAAAGACAUUAAUAGUGUUAAUGUCUUUUACACAUUUCUGUUUUAGUUUUUCCAUAGUAAUUAGUUAAAACGUGAUGUUUUUCCCCGUUUCGUUGUUUUCUUCAUAAGAUUAUUUUUUUACGCCAUCGUUUGGAUACUGAUCUCGAUUACGGUGUUCGAUAAUUCCGACAACGAUAACUCUUACCUACAAAAAUAGUUAGUUCACUUUAUAUACUUGUUUUCUUUUUAGAUUUUUUAGAUAAAUGUAAUGGAUAAAUGAAUUAGUUACAUAUAAGUAUCCUACGCUAUUUGUGAAAUCAAAUUAAUAUUAAAUUUUGAAGUUUAGGAAAUGAAACUAUUUUUCGGAUCUGAAUCACGCCUAUUUGCUCUUUCAAACAAACCAACGUUUCGGGUAAUUUACAGAUCCCAUGGUCCCGGUUGACUGAUCAAUGAAGUGUUGGUUUAUUUGAAGGAACACAUACGCGACUUAGUUCCGAAAUUUUAUUUUCUAUGUGUAACAACCGUGAAAACCUAAGAAAUCGAAAUUUUGGAGUUUUUUAGAAGUAUGCUUGUCGCAAUGGACCUUAUAUUGACAUAAUCUCAUACAAUAUUUAAAGUCUAGUAGAAUGUUGGUCCGGUUUGUUUGUAAUGAAGAAACUUCCAAGAAGAUACAUAGGUGUAAUGUAAGUAACAGGUAUCUUACAAAGGUUUUGUACCUUUGAUUUAGUUCUUUUUGUGUUGUCAAGUUUUAAACUGUGGUGUUUGGAAUGCAAAAAGAUAUAUGAGCUUUAAGAAUAAACUCGUGAAUGAGAUGGGUUUUGAGAUUUGGCUUUUGUAUCACCCAACGUCGUCGUAUUUCAAAUACAAACAAACAAGUUCUCAUGUAAGAUUGGCUGGCAAUUUCUCAAAAGAAUGUUCUAGAUGUGCUUUAGAAUAAUAUCAAAGUAUUUUAAGGAAAUCAUUUAUUUAUUUUUCUUUGAAUGCCAAAUAUUUUAUAACCAAAUGUUUUUAUUUUUUUGCGACCAAAAUAACUCCUAGAUCAAGUAUUUUUUGUAACGUUUUUAUUCCGCUAAUAAUUUUACAAAAUCCUGUCAAUAGAAAUACUUUGUUUGCACAGUCUAAUAUCAUUUAAUUUCAAAAAAUUUUAUUUCCGGCUUCAUAAAAAAGUUUGCAGGGGAGCGUUUGAUGAAAAAUAGAUACUAAAUAGGAACGAAUUUAUUGUAAUAAAUAUGUUAUGUACUUUAAAAGUACCAUAUUAAUUGAAAUAUUUAUAUUGUUUUAAUCACAAUUGGUUGCUCAAUUUACUACUGAAAUUUGAAAUAAUUU